CCCACGUGACGCCGCUGUGAGGAGCAGCGGGGCUGAGCGGAGUCUGAGUGAGCGGCGGUUGAGAAAACAGUCAGCCUCGCUUCGGAGUUUGGACGGAGAGCAGCAGCUGAGAGUUACAGCGCCUGUGCGGCUUCAGCUACCGGUUCCUCCGACUCCACCACCGCUCCCCGACUCGAGGUUAAUGGACUAUUAAGGAGGCUUUUUUAAAAAAAAGAAGAAACCCUCCACGCCAACUGAAAAAGCGAGCAGUCCAAAGCGCCGCUGCCCCUCACCUCCAGAAGCUCCUCCAAAACAAGCAGCCAUGGGCAAACAGAACAGCAAACUCCGCCCGGACGUCAUGCAGGACCUGAUGGAGAACACGGACUUCACCGAGCACGAGAUCACCGAGUGGUACAAGGGCUUCCUGCGGGACUGCCCCAGCGGCGCCCUCAACAUGGAGGAGUUCAAGAAGAUCUACGCCAACUUCUUCCCGUACGGAGACGCCUCAAAGUUCGCCGAGCACGUCUUCCGCACGUUCGACGCCAACGCCGACGGGACUAUAGACUUCAGGGAGUUCAUCAUCGCCCUGAGCGUCACGUCCCGCGGCCGGCUGGACCAGAAGCUGAAGUGGGCGUUCAGCAUGUACGACCUGGACGGGAACGGAUACAUCAGCAAGGCGGAGAUGUUGGAGAUUGUAACGGCCAUUUACAAGAUGGUCUCCUCUGUGAUGAAAAUGCCAGAAGACGAAUCCACACCCGAGAAGCGCACUGACAAAAUCUUCAGGCAGAUGGACACAAAUCGAGACGGUAAACUGUCCCUGGAGGAGUUUGUGGAGGGAGCAAAGAACGACCCGUCCAUCGUGCGACUGCUGCAGUGUGACCCCAGCAGUGCUGGGCAGUAGGAAACUGGACUGAUACAUUAGCACAUUUUCAAAAUGGCUCCCAUUUGACCCACCUGAGACUUUUGAAAUGUAAUACUUUGACCUAUAGAGAGGCGCAUGAACACACAGACGCAUGCUGUGCCGAAGCACAAUAUAUACGUCUGUAAAUAGUCUUUCACACACUGUUCACGGGCCUCUGUGUUCGGUCAAAGGUUCUGCACAAACGCGGGUCUGAUCUGCGGUACAGAUUUGACUUGAAGGACUGAAAUGACCAUCAAAGACUCGUUGAAAUGGAGAAGGUUUUCCCUGCGCUGCGAGAUCACAGUCGGCAGGGACGACGCAGCUCAUCCAGGAGGUACGCUGAAGCAAAUUCAAGUGCGUUUUUACCCGUUUAUUUUUUUAUUUUAUUUUUAAAAGCAGGAUUUCCUAUUUAAAGAGAACGACGUUGGUUUUAUCCGUGUGACUUGACCCGGUUUGCCGAGUGGCGACGCACAGAUCUUUACCAAGUAUUGCGAUGCAGCUCACUGUCAACACUGGGGGAAAUGAAGCAUGUCGGUCUGGGGCUACAGAGCAGUCAUUCAGUCACAAGAUCUGGGAAUCAUUGUUUUAAAUGUUGAAUAUGAUUUUUAUGUACUGUAUUAUUUUUUUUUUGA
Poeciliopsis prolifica (blackstripe livebearer) is the source of this 1512-nucleotide messenger RNA. RefSeq names its product neurocalcin-delta B. Gene Ontology annotation, molecular function: calcium ion binding; actin binding; tubulin binding. Gene Ontology annotation, biological process: calcium-mediated signaling. Bases 302 to 880 code for a protein of 192 amino acids. The transcript has 4 exons. Lineage: Eukaryota; Metazoa; Chordata; Actinopteri; Cyprinodontiformes; Poeciliidae. Gene Ontology annotation, cellular component: cytosol. The record is from RefSeq and is a predicted model, not a curated record.